AUGGCUACCACAAUAUCCACGAUCGCCGAGAGCAAAGAGCUCCGAGGUCUUAAUCUCAUCGCUGCGCACUCACAUAUCAGGGGACUUGGAGUUGAUCCAGACACUCUUCAGCCCCGACCCUCCUCACAAGGCCUAGUCGGCCAAGAAAAGGCACGGAAAGCUGCGGCGGUGAUUCUUCAGAUGGUAAAAGAUGGAAAAAUUGCUGGGCGUGCUGUUCUCAUAGCUGGUCCACCCAGCACUGGAAAAACAGCCAUUGCUAUGGGGAUGGCGCAGUCAUUAGGCCCAGACGUACCUUUCACAAUGGUCGCUUCGUCCGAGCUGUUCUCCCUCGAGAUGUCGAAAACAGAGGCGCUUACACAAGCAUUCCGCAAGUCCAUCGGUAUACGGAUAAAGGAAGAAAGUGAGAUUAUAGAGGGAGAAGUCGUGGAAAUACAGAUUGACCGUAGCGUUACCGGGGGUAACAAACAAGGCAAACUGACCAUUAAAACGACGGACAUGGAAACAAUUUAUGAUAUGGGAACCAAGAUGAUUGAGUCGAUGACAAAAGAGCGUGUCAUGGCCGGCGACGUUAUUUCUAUUGACAAGUCGUCUGGAAAAAUCACGAAACUCGGACGGUCCUUUGCUAGAUCUCGAGAUUAUGAUGCCAUGGGGGCAGAUACAAAAUUCGUCCAGUGUCCAGAAGGUGAGCUUCAAGUCCGCAAGGAGAUUGUGCACACUGUCAGCCUCCAUGAAAUAGAUGUAAUCAACUCUAGAACUCAGGGGUUUUUGGCGCUAUUUUCUGGGGAUACCGGUGAAAUAAGGAGCGAGGUGCGGGACCAAAUUAAUACAAAAGUUGGCGAGUGGAAAGAGGAAGGAAAGGCCGAGAUUAUUCCUGGAGUGCUCUUCAUUGAUGAAGUCCAUAUGCUGGAUAUCGAGUGCUUUUCGUACAUCAACCGUGCUCUUGAAGCCGACCUUGCUCCAAUUGUGAUUAUGGCCAGCAACAGGGGCAAUACCAGGAUCCGUGGAACCACAUACCGAUCUCCUCAUGGGUUGCCUCUAGACUUUCUUGAUAGGGUUGUCAUUGUUAGCACACAACCUUACACUGGAGAGGAAAUUCAAAAAAUCUUGGCCAUUCGGGCUCAGGAGGAAGAGAUUGAUCUUACAGCAGAUGCUUUGGCUCUUUUAACAAAGAUUGGCCAGGAAUCUGGGCUUCGUUAUGCCAGCAACAUCAUCACAACUUCUACGCUGCUCAGUCAGAAGCGAAAAUCCAAGGAUGUGGGCCUUGAGGAUGUACAGCGUAGUUAUCGACUCUUCUAUGACCCUGCUAGAAGCGUGAAUUUUGUCACGGAGUUCGAAAAGCGUUUCAUUGGAGAUGAAGGGCAGGUCAGCUUUUCUCAGUUGAAUGGGGAUGCCAUGGAUACGUCAUAA
Molecule: messenger RNA, 1407 nt
Organism: Ophidiomyces ophidiicola
Lineage: Eukaryota; Fungi; Ascomycota; Eurotiomycetes; Onygenales; Onygenaceae
Gene: RVB2
Product: RuvB-like protein 2
Exons: 3
Coding region: 1-1407 (468 amino acids)
Biological process (GO): chromatin remodeling; regulation of transcription by RNA polymerase II; box C/D snoRNP assembly
Cellular component (GO): Swr1 complex; R2TP complex; Ino80 complex
Molecular function (GO): ATP binding; ATP hydrolysis activity; DNA helicase activity
Source: RefSeq, a predicted model, not a curated record